AUGGCUCUCGCGCUGCUGGGCAGCCACUCCCCUCCGCCGUGCUCACGGAGCAACUCGGUACAUAUCGUGGGGAAAACAAGCUGGGCAACAUCAAUCCCGAACCCUUCGGCCCGCAGACUGAACCGAACCGACGGCGACAUUGGUCUUGACGACCUGGACCUCUUCCGUAACGACGUGGACGAAGCUUGGAAGACAUUGGAUAACAUUGCCGCCUUGGGUCUGACUUUGGAGAAUGACGAGGAAGAUACCAGCCGUCCUGAAGACCUUCCGAGGUUCUCACUCGACGACUACGACCAUGGUAGCGGUAAGGGAGAGGAGACCCCAUCACCUUUGGCCAAACCGUUCCACAAAUGGAUGAGGAAUUUGCACAGACGAGCACACCGGCCUAGGAUUCGACAUACACACAGUCUCAAUGAGCCUUUUCCGGAGUACUCGUUCGACGUCGCAUCCGUAAACCAUGAUGGCCACAGAAAGUCGUCUUCAGGCUCCUCUUUUGGAUUCGUCACUGCUGUCAGAAGCGCAACUGUCAGUCUUGCAAGUGCUAGCGUUAUUACGCGACCACGAAGACAUACCGCAAGAUCGUCUUUCCACGCCAAGACAGACCACAGCAGUCGGGGAUCCAUGUCUGCCCCGAGGUUUUCGGAAGACAGCAUGUGCUUCGAGCGAGCCUCGAUAGCAGACUCAGGGGUGACAGAGCGCCUGUUGCAGCGACGCCGUAUACUCGAGGAGCUCAUCAACACCGAGGAGAGCUAUAUUGGGGAUAUCAAGUUUCUCAUGAACGUCUAUGUCACGAUAUUGGCUUCUUUGCCGACACCGCACCACGGCCUCCGGUCAUCCAUCAAUAGAAACCUGACAGAUAUUGUCGAGCUUCAUGAGGAGAUACUUGGCGAGCUUCACCGAGUGGUGCCGAAUUCAGAAUAUACACAACCUGAGCGCAUUCCAGCCACCCCGAACCCACCACCGAGCAGAGGACAUCACCGCUGGCGUAGCUUGAACUCUGUUCCGGAAGACAAGGGAGGAAGCUCAUGGCUGCAGAAUGUUCCUAGUGUGAUUGCUGAGCCGGCUGUCGCAGCUGAGGUUGCCCACAUCUUUGGCAAGAGGAUGAACCGCUUCUUCGUUUACGAAGAAUAUGGCGCAAAAUACGAGAUGAUGAUCAAGGACGUAGCGGCUACUCAUCGGACUCUGCCGCAGUGGGAGACGUAUCAAAAGGGGCUCGAAGCAUUGGCUGCCUCUCUUGGCGCAGUCAACUAUCAUCUAGAUCAUUCGAAAAAGUCGCUCACUAUUGGUGAUCUCUUGGUCAAGGUCGGUCUACUCGCUUACUAUGACUUGAGACUGCCCGCUGAUGAAAAGAAGCCGAUUCAAAGAAUCUGCAGAUACCCCCUCCUCUUUGCCGAGCUUCUCAAGUACACCCCUGUUUGUGAUUGCCCCAAUUCGCACAUGGAGAUUGACAAUGUUCUUAUCCGACUUCGCGAGGCUACGGCCGAGAUCAACCGAGCCACAGACGAUCCUGGGAUGAAGGUCACGCUGGAGCAGACUUGGAUGCUCCAAGACCGACUGGUCUUUCCCGGCCAGAGGCUCGACGCUGCGUCCAAAACGGCAAUUCGCUCCUUCGGGCAAGUACGUCUCUGCGGUGCGCUACAUGUCUGCUGGCAGACCAGAGAGGGUGUGAACGGUCAUUACAUGGUCUCGCUGCUUUACAAGGACUGUCUAUGCCUCGCCACUGCCGGAAAAGUAGAUCAGAUCUACACUAUUCAGGCUUGCAUUGGUUUGGACAGCAUCAGGGUCGAAGAAGUCGACAAUGGCCGAGGGUUGCAAUGCCACACGGCCCCUUUCUCCUGGAAACUCGUUUUCGAAUGUGAUCAUCAGCUUUAUGAGGUGAUCAUGACGGCCUGCUCACCGAAGGAGGAGCUGGAAUGGCGUGCUCGUCUUUCACGACCAGAUGCAUGCGAGCGUUACGCCCAGGCGGAAUCCGACUUUUAUAGCUCCAUUUCCCUCAACAUCAAGAGCCUUGGUACGGUGUUCGGGAAACCAGGCACCAUCGCUCGUCGCCUCUCUAUUCACAGGGCGACCACAAUUGGGCCGAAGUCUCCCUUAUGCCAAGUCAUACUGAAAAACACAACUACCAUGAAGGACCCGUCGUCGGCGAACCCUACAUCGCCAAUCAACCGGUCGCAAUCACUCUUGACAACCAAUGCUCGGAUCCCAGUCCUCGCUCCUUCGCGAGCGGACCGAGCUCGCCUAGAGGCAUUGUUGGGCGAUGUAUGGAGUCGCAAGGUCCUGCCUUUCCCUGGUAUAACAGCCCGGUCGAGAAGCGAGCAUCUUGUGCGCAGCUCGGCAUCGACCAUGAUGCGUAAGCUGAGCGUCGCAAGCAUCACCAACUCGUUCGCAAAGCGCUCGGUAAGCACGGCCAGUCUGCAGCGGGCGAACGACGACGAACUGCCGCAUGUGCAUGACUUUGCGGAUUCGCGUGUCAAGACGAAUCGCGAAAUGUCGACACCUUCUUUGAGUGGAGCCGACUCGGUGGAUGAAAGCCAGCAGCGGAGGCUGCCUAUGAUUCGGGACGCGACGGAGAGAAGCAGCAGUGCGAGCGCGAGCUGCCUCGUACGCAGCGGCAAUAGGUCAUCAAGCACAGUCGUCAGACUGAACUCGUCUAAGCUAGAUGCAGAUGGAGGCGAGGAUGGCAGGUUCAGCACGCCAGCCUUACGAACGACAUCUGCAAACAGCGUCCGGCAGCCCCGUCAGACGCCUCCAUCGCCCAAGUCAUCGUCUCCUUGCUCUACGGAGAGAAGUACAGUGUAUGCGAGACCGGAGAACACGAACUCGGUACAGGAGAGCUUGAACAACGCAAGAUGCAACAGCAAACGGUCCAGAGUGAGCGCCAUCAACCGAGGGUUGAAGGCUUCGGGCAUCAGGAGUCUGUUUCGUUGA
This is a messenger RNA of Anthostomella pinea, 2928 nucleotides long. Lineage: Eukaryota; Fungi; Ascomycota; Sordariomycetes; Xylariales; Xylariaceae. The record is from the annotation of a GenBank genome assembly.